Molecule: messenger RNA, 2151 nt
Organism: Nylanderia fulva
Lineage: Eukaryota; Metazoa; Arthropoda; Insecta; Hymenoptera; Formicidae
Source: RefSeq, a predicted model, not a curated record
UGUGGGGAGGGGGUGUGCGCGCGCGCGUGAGUGUAUGUACAUAUAUGCGCAUAUACACACGUUACGUAGUAUUAUAAAACAGUAUGACAUAUGCAUUAAUUUAUAUUAUUUGACAAGUUUUAGCUUCGUCGAUUAAUUUUGGAAGAGAAAAAAACUACGUAAAUUGCGAAUAUAUAUACAUAUAUAUAAGGAAAUCUUUUGCUUAACAAUUUUGGACAUGUAUUUUUAUGCAUAUAACCUGUAAGAGAGAGGAAAUCGAAGAGAUGUAUCGGAAAAGCGGAGAGAGAAAGGGAUAUUAGCACCACUCUUGUGUUAAGGUGGGCCGUAUUCGGGAUGGUCUUGCAGAAAGUUGGCUGCAAUUUUGUCAAAGGUUUUCGACAUGUACGCAUUAGAACAAGCGAGUCUCGUGGCAACAGGAGCUUCCAACGAUCAUAUACGGCUUUACCACGGCUUACGCCACAAGAGGUUACAAAUGUUUUGCAAGCCAACGAAUAUACCAAAGAAUUUUCUAGUUUGGGUUCCAUAAAAUAUUAUGAUUCUAAUCAAUUAGCAUCCAAUAAUCCCAUAGAAGAUACACGAGCCGAGGCUCAAUGUUUAUUAACUAAAGGUAUAUUAUUGGGAGUUUUCGAUGGUCAUGGCGGUGGUGCCUGUGCACAAGUGGUAUCAAAAAGACUCUUUCGUUAUAUAUCAGCGUGUUUAUUACCACCAAAAUUACUGCAACAAUACUUGAAUUCUAUUGAUUCGACAAAAAAUUAGUUGCUCGAGACCUUCAAUGAUAAAGUAGAAUUUGUAGCCGAGAUUAGAGAUCUUUAUCAGGCGAGCUUUUUAAAUUUCGUAAAGGACUUGGUGAAAUCGGAUAGCAGGAAGGAAUUUCAAAUGGAGAGGGCUUUGGAGGAUGCAUUUCUUAGACUAGAUAAUGACUUAUCGAACGAGGCUUUGUUACAACUGAAUAGAAAGGAUGCAAGAACUCUUGCUGUUGCAAUGUCAGGUACAGUGGCUGUUGUAGCACACAUUGAUGGCCCUCAUCUCCAUGUUGCUGGCGUAGGCGAUAGCAAAGCCGUAUUAGGAGUGCUAUCAGAAACCGACGGAUGGUCGGCUAAGAUAAUGACGGUGGAGCAUAACGCCGAUAAUCGCGCGGAAGUGGAGAGAGUCCUGUCGGAGCAUCCAUCGAACGAGAAGUCGACCGUGAUCAAAAUGGAGAGACUGCUCGGCCAAUUGGCGCCGCUCCGUUCCCUGGGCGACUUCCGUUACAAGUGGAACAAGGAUGUAAUGAAGAAAAUCGUGCCGUUCUUUGGCAAGGCAGCGAUCCCGCCAAACUAUCACACCCCGCCGUACCUGACUGCCAGUCCGGACGUCAAGUAUCACAGACUUACGCCCAGAGACAAGUUCCUCAUAAUAGGCAGCGACGGACUGUGGGAACUGAUCUCGCCGUUGCAGGCCGUACGUCUGGUGGGAGAGCACAUGAGCGGCAAGGUCACCCUCAGCCCACUGAGAUUGCCGAGGAAAAAUAUGAGAUUGUCGGAUAUAAACGAGAUGUUACUACAACGUAAGGAGGGCCUGAAGAAGAAGCCCCUGGACAGUAACGCGGCGACGCAUUUGCUGAGAAACGCUCUGGGCGGUACGGAAUAUGGGACGGAUCACGUGAAACUGUCGCAAUUGUUGACCCUGCCGAGCGAGGUGGUACGAAUAUUUCGCGACGACAUCACAAUCACAAUCGUUUAUAUGGACUCGGAAUUUCUGAGGCACUGUCCUCCCUGAAAGUAUCAAUAUAUAGAAUUUUUUUAAGACAGGAAAUGCGUUACCGCAUCGUCCUGACCGGCUCUUGAGGGAGUUAGCCAGGGUGUGGGGGACUCUCGGUCUUAACCCGAAGGCCAAGACCGCAUACCGCCCUAAAACUUCUAUAGCCCCUGGCCGUUAACGGGAUUGUCUCUAGAAACCAGGAACCGCUCGUGCAUAACUUCUGAUGAAUAUAUAUAAUUGCCAAAUUCCCCAUUUUUUAAAAUUAUAUUAAUUAGUAUACAGAGUUUGUUAUUUAUUCUUAGUUAACAAUAAAAACAAUUUACAUGAAAACACCAGUUUGAAUAUUGGCGAUAUACAUAUGUAUAUAUGUAACACUCUCUCGGUGUAUUACAUGAUACUCAUUAUGCUCUA